Eruca vesicaria subsp. sativa (arugula) is the source of this 1146-nucleotide messenger RNA. The record is from the annotation of a GenBank genome assembly. Lineage: Eukaryota; Viridiplantae; Streptophyta; Magnoliopsida; Brassicales; Brassicaceae.
AUGGCGGAAAAGGAGAACUCAUCAGAAGCGCCGUCUCUGAUUCCGUCGCUUCCAGAAGACGUCAUCAUUGACAUCUUAGCACGUGUUUCCAGAUGGGAAUAUCCAACACUCUCCCUCGUUUCCAAGCAGUUCCGGUCACUCGUUGCUUCGCCUGAGCUAUACGCAGGACGAUCUCUGCUGGGAUGCACCGAACACUGCCUCUACAGUGCUCUCUUUGAGGGAGAAACCCGUCUUUUACAUUGGUAUACUCUCUGCCGGAAAGCCAACGGUAAUCGCAUCUUGGUCCCUAUCCGUUCACUUCCCACUCUGACUCUCAGUGAGAGCUUAGUCGCGGUGGGCUCGAAGAUAUACGUGUUUGGUAGUGGGAUUGCUAAAACGAGUGCGUAUUGCAUAGACUGUAGAUCUCACACGGUGGAACCCCUUCCCAGCAUGCCUGUACCCAUAUCGUAUAUAAUGGCUGAUAUCAUCGACGAGAAGAUUUACGUAAUGGGUUGCUUGGAUGAAUUUGAGAAUUAUGUCCUAAUCUUUUUCAAUACGAAAACUCACAUGUGGGAGCCUGAGAUUUUAAAACCAGACAUGGAGGUGCCUGGGGAGCGCCACCAGACCUUUUGUGGUAAUUAUGUGCAUCAGUGCAUGGUGUUGGCUGAUAAGAUGUAUUUAGGGCUGAGUCCUACUCGUUUCAGUCUUGUUGACGACCCAGCGGAAAAUAUAUGGAGAGAGGAUGAUAUGGAUAUUAUGCGUUCCAUAAAGAGGGCGACCGCAUGUGUUAUUGAUGACAUGAUAUACUACUACCCUCGUUACGAUCAAGAUGACGACGAUAUUCUUGUUGCUAAAUAUAUACUAACGUAUGAUCCAAAGCGGAGGUGUUGGGGAGUGGUGAAAGAUUUGAGAAAGCUGUUUUCUAAGAUGAAAAAAUUCUGGUGUGUGCACACUGUUAAUUACGGUGGGAAGCUGGCUUUUUUUUAUUGUAAAGAGGUUAAAAAUUAUCGUAGAGGAAGAGAUGUAGAAUCCAAGGGGGAGACUUGGUGUGUGGAGAUUUCGGUAGAAAGACGUCAAGGAGAAGAAAUUUGGGGUAAAGUUGAGUGGUGUGGUCAGGUCCUGGUUGCUGAUUCCGGGUUGAUGAAUUGUCUAAAUGUUAUGGUUUGA